This is a messenger RNA of Ceratitis capitata (Mediterranean fruit fly), 763 nucleotides long. RefSeq names its product malignant T-cell-amplified sequence 1 homolog (gene MCTS1). Gene Ontology annotation, biological process: formation of translation preinitiation complex. The coding region runs from base 106 to 654 and encodes 182 amino acids. Gene Ontology annotation, molecular function: RNA binding. Lineage: Eukaryota; Metazoa; Arthropoda; Insecta; Diptera; Tephritidae. The transcript is spliced from 4 exons. The record is from RefSeq and is a predicted model, not a curated record.
UUUUGUUGUUGUUUCUACUGGCAUGCCUUCAAGCCAGAAAUUAUUUGCUUCGCAAACAAAUUUGUGCGAAUAUUUUUGAUAAAACUUAUUGCCUUUAUAUAGAAAAUGUUUAAAAAAUUUGAAGAAAAGGAAAGUGUUUCGUCGCUGCAACAACUCAAGUCUUCUGUGCAAAAGGGAAUACGGGCGAAGCUGUUGGAAACGUAUCCCUUAUUGGAAACACAUAUUGAUUUGAUUUUACCAAAAAAGGACUCGUAUCGCAUCGCUAAAUGUCAUGAUCACAUUGAGCUCUUAGUUACGGGAAACGGUGAAAUAGCUUUCUUUCGGCACCGCGAGGGCCAAUGGAUGCCUUCAUUGCGACUAUUGCAUAAGUUUCCUUAUUUUGUUACUAUGCAACAAGUGGACAAAGGCGCCAUAAGAUUUGUAUUGAGUGGAGCUAACAUAAUGUGCCCUGGUCUAACAUCACCGGGGGCACAGAUGACACCUGCCGAUAAAGGAACUAUUGUGGCUAUAAUGGCAGAGGGCAAAGAACAUGCAUUAGCCAUUGGUAUUACAACAUUAUCUACUGAUGAAAUCUCAAAAGUUAACAAGGGUAUAGGAGUAGAAAAUUGCCAUUACCUCAAUGAUGGCCUGUGGAAGAUGAAAGUUGUUAAGUAAAACUGCCAGUUUGAAAUAGCUAGUCAUAGCUUACUAUCUUAAAAUUAUAAACAAUAAAAUGCAUUGCUUUAGUUUUUUUUAAAUAAAAUACAUAAUUAGUUAAAAAAAA